CUGACCGCAGUGACUUCGGCUAAUUUCCUUUGUGUGUUUUUUUAUCAGAGUUGCUUUGCAGGUGAAGUACAACUACAGCAUUUCCCAUUUUUGACGCGUGGUCUUUGUGCAGUGGUAUGCUACUAUGAUGCACAUCGUUUCAUCAGCGCAUCUGUCAGGGCUCUCGCAGAACUGAAAAUCAACGAAGAGAUUCCGAAAUCAGAUGCGCUUACCAGCGCCCUCAAUGCUUUACUUACCGAUACUGCAUUCGUUAAACGUCUGAUAGAAGUUCUGCAAACAGUGAGCGUGCAGACUGAGCUGCAGAAUCUUCAUCAGCCACAUGUGAAUGGACUGGGCGGCCCGAAACAUCAGGAAAUUUUACGUGAAUUAAUCGAGGAAAUUUUAACGAACUGUGCACAUACGCUGUACCUCAUUUCGUCGUCGUGGCGAUUGGAUUCCGUCCCACCGUUUCUGGAUAAUCUGUUCACGCCGCUGAAAAGUUUGCAGCCAACAGCACUGUUCCAGAAUGCACAUCUGCCAUUAUGGAUCGCAGCGCUGAUACUAAUUUCGCCGCACAAUCUUUUGAAUAUGCGUUGUGCAAGCGAGUUGCUGAUGGCUUUCCACAAGCAUGUGAUGCUGGACGAUUGGCAGGAUUCGUGCAUGCGAGCCUCCCUGCAGUUUGCUAUUGUUGUCUCAUACAACUGGCUCAAUGUGCAUCAGCUUGUCCAAGAAGUAUUGGGCGGGUUUGCGAUCAAGGAAAAUGAGUUACUCGAAAGAGCAGUCAAUGGAUUAGCAUUUCAAUUUAUACGAAAAUGUGUUAUUCCAGUUCCAAAAUUCCGCGAAAAUGUUAUGGCAUUUUCGGUUGUUGAUACACUAAUCAAAAAUUUCCUUGCUCAUUUCACUAAUCAAGUAAUGCUGCUGCAACGCGCCGGUGAAAUGGAACUGCAGAAUGUUGAGGAUGAACUGCAGCAUGGCCAUCUCUCCAAGCCCAUGCUUCAUUUUGAAAAUUUGAUUCGUGGCAUCGCUGACCUCUACGAUGGCAAUUCGAUACAUUCUGUACACUUGUCUGCACAGUUUUGCUCGCACGAAAAUAAUUGUCGACGACUAAUUUCCCCGGUCUUGCAAGUUGCUUUUCUGGAUAUGGUUAAAAACAUCUGCAAAUGUCAAGAAUCCGCGCAUUUUAUAUUCGAACUGCUUUCGUCAAGCCCGGAAAAAUAUGGUGAAAGCUCCCUUUGUUGGGAUCAUUUUUGGAAGGCGCUGCAUGACUAUCUUGGCUAUUUUAAACAGCGGAAAGGCCGACCGUCGCGUGUGAUGCAGGAAUCCGCAGGGCAGCAACAUCCCUUGCCGCAGAUUCCGCAGACAGAGUUGGCUGGCCUAAUUGCGUGGGUGCAACUUGCAGAAGUCGUUGCUGAACAUGACAGUGCUGCACGCCGUCAGUUUUUCGAUAAUAAUUCAUGGUCGUGCGUGGAAACGUCGGCAAGUUUAGUCACUUCAGCAGUGCCACUAGUUCUGAAGGGCGCAUUUUAUCGUUUUUUGGCAUCGCUGGCAGUAUACGAGUACGGCACAGCAAGAAUCUGGGCAGCACUGAUCUCGUUCUCUGUUAUAAAGAAAACAACGAGUGGUAAAUUAACUGGCAUACAAUUCCACUGGGCAAGAAAAGAUUUUUUGAAGGAUGAACUGGAAACUCGCGAAUGUGCGAUGAAGAGUUACGACUCGUCCCUCGGAUUUCUGCGUCUUAUGAAAACUUUGUUUCGUCACAUGCACACCGUUGACAGUGGUCAUCUGCUGUGCUAUCUGCAGUUCAUUAUCAAAUCCAUUAUCUGCCAAUUUGCAAAUCGCUCCUAUAACAAUGUUCAACAAAUGAUUAUGGUGAUGUAAUU
Gongylonema pulchrum is the source of this 1859-nucleotide messenger RNA. The record is from the annotation of a GenBank genome assembly. NCBI's taxonomy places the organism in Eukaryota, Metazoa, Nematoda, Chromadorea, Rhabditida, Gongylonematidae.